Molecule: messenger RNA, 2034 nt
Organism: Falco peregrinus (peregrine falcon)
Lineage: Eukaryota; Metazoa; Chordata; Aves; Falconiformes; Falconidae
Product: integrator complex subunit 6-like
Biological process (GO): snRNA 3'-end processing
Cellular component (GO): integrator complex
Source: RefSeq, a predicted model, not a curated record
CCUCGGUCAGAAAGAGUCAGUGUUGGGAUGGUGGGGCUGGGCUGCUCCGCCUGAAACUUCUGAGUAACAUCAAGUGGGGGAGGGCGGGUGGUGGUGGGGGGAGAAAGUUAGCAGCAGCGCAGCCCUCUCCGCCUCUCCCUCGUAAACCAGCCUGUGUUGGGCUGAGCAGGCCCCUCACACAAAGGAGGGCAGGGUAGACAGGGCUUCCCCCCCGCCUCGGCAGAGGGGCAGCGGGGAGGCGCCCUUCCCCGUGCAGAGCACUCACAGCCACUUACUCCUCUCCUGUCCCCCAUCUUCCUCCCGCCCUGCGGUGCUCCCCUCAGUCCCCCGCCCGUUGUCCAUGUAGCCGCCCGGCCGCCGGCCCCUCCGCACUAUGCCCAUCUUACUCUUCCUGAUAGGCGCCCAUCUGGACACCACCGAUCUGGACGUAGCCAAAGGCGCUGUAGAGACUUUCAUGAAGCUCCGAGCCCGGGACCCGGCCGGCAGGGGAAACAGGUACAUGCUGGUCACUUUCGAGGAGCCUCCCUACGCUAUCAAGGCUGGCUGGAAGAAAAACCAUGCAAUGUUUAUGAAUGAACUGAAAAACCUUCAGGCAGAAGGACUUACGACACUUGGCAAGUCCCUAAGGACAGCUUUUGAUUUAUUAAACUUAAAUAGAUUAGUAACUGGCAUAGACAACUGUGGGCAGGGAGGUUGACUAUUAAUAGGCAGAAAAAUCGUAAACCACAAACUACCUAGAGACACCAAUUAGCUAGUUAUCAAAGUGGCAUCGUCAUGAAAUAUGCAGUAUGGGGUCUUCAUAAGUAAGCAAUGCUCAGAUAGUUUGAAGAAACACACUUGAUGACUAUAGUUUGGUAGCCAACCUUUUUUUUUGUAAUUUUACUCAGUUUUUAUACUGUGAGGUAGCCUUCAAGUUGACCUUCUAAUAUAAACUGUUUCUUUUUUUGUAUCCAGUCUACGUUUCAGAACCUUAGCUGGUGAGCCUGGUGGGGUCAUGAAAGCUUUGCUUUCUCUAAUACAGUACUAUAUAAUCAAAUAAGUACAGUUGGGAGAUGAGCCUUUUUACUAACAACACUGCAUGUCCAAAAGUACGGAAUGGAGCACAACUCUUUCAAAAUGCUUUCUUUCCAGUGAGCUUACCACAACUUUUCACUACAUACCUGUAUUUUUAUAAACCUGCCUGUUGUAUCAGAGCCUUGAGAAGCUGUGCUUUUCUAAUGUCUGUUUUGCAGCUAUCACUUUAAAGCAGGACUUUUUCUUGGGUUGGGCUCAGUAGUAUGAGUUGCUAAAAGACAGCAACUCUAGGUUAAACGUGUGCUUUAGGAAGCGUAUGCGGUUCUUUCUGGCACUGGAUCAAACCCUGGAUUUGUUUUGCAUAAAGGACCUUAUUAGUAUUGGGCAAAGUAUAUAGUGUAUUUUUCACGUGGGAUGUACCAGCUUGAAUCUCCCCUUUUUUGUUGUUCUAAUGUAAUGUUUCCUCUAUCUGAGGAUUAGUUACUGCUCUUGGUAUUUAACAUGGGAAUGUGGUUGUGAAAAUAAGUCCCCUUUCUCCCCCUCCCCUUUCCAGUCUAGGUAGAGUCUAUGUGAUAACAUGACAUGUUUGUUUGGAAAGGAAAUUUCAGUCUCUCAUAUUGCAUUUUAUGGCUUUGCCACUAGAUGAGAUCAAGCAAGCCUAAACAUUUUUAAAAUGCCAGUUUAGUGAUGAAACUUAUUAAAAAAAAACCAACAACCAAACAACAAACCCAAAACCUGCUAGUUCCACACAUGGUUAUUUUUUUUUUGUCUAUUACCAUCUGCUGUCCUCUUAUACAUCUGUGUGCUAAUCUUCCCCAUUUUCUGAUGUUUUUUAGUUAAAUGAGCUAUAUGUUUUUUGAAACACCAUAGUAGGCGCACAGAUUAAAUACUUGCUCUUUCCCAUUGCUACUGAUAAUUAUAACAUUCUAAUUAAACCCAUGUCAAAUAAUUUGUUCUAAGUGAACCAGCAGUGCUCAGCUACUCAAUCAAGUGGGCAGUUGAGUUGUCAUGACUGUUUUG